Messenger RNA from Oncorhynchus keta (chum salmon), 507 nucleotides. RefSeq names its product nipsnap homolog 1 (C. elegans) (gene nipsnap1). Gene Ontology annotation, cellular component: mitochondrion. The record is from RefSeq and is a predicted model, not a curated record. Lineage: Eukaryota; Metazoa; Chordata; Actinopteri; Salmoniformes; Salmonidae.
AUGGCUGAGGUGCAGAGCAAGCUCCACUUAGACCAGGACUAUUCCUGUGAGAUGGUGGGGAGCUGGAAUACCUGGUACGGGGACCAAGCGGGCUACCCCAAAUUGAACAAUAAUCAAGAGUAUCUGGAGUUCCAGAAGGAGAUGAUAAUUGCUCGUCUCACGCAGAACCAGCUUCUCUUAGAGUUCUGUUUCUGGAACGAGCCAUCACCCAGACUGGGACAGAACAUUUUAAAGAUACAUUCAUACAAACUCAAGCCUGGAACAAUGAUCGAAUGAGGGAAUCACUGGGCACGGGCGAUCAAAUACAGACAGGAGAAUGACGAGGCAGUUGGAGGGUUCUUCUCACAGGUAGGAGACCUGUAUGAAGUUCAUCAUCUGUGGGUUUAUAAAGACCUCCAGUCCAGAGAUGAGACCAAAAACUUUCUGCUGAAGGAGGGAUGGGAUUCUAGUGUGUAUUUCACAGCAGACGGAUCAGCAGGGCUCCGUGUGGUAAACCAGGCCAGUUGA